Molecule: messenger RNA, 2262 nt
Organism: Morchella importuna
Lineage: Eukaryota; Fungi; Ascomycota; Pezizomycetes; Pezizales; Morchellaceae
Exons: 3
Coding region: 1-2262 (753 amino acids)
Source: RefSeq, a predicted model, not a curated record
AUGACUCCAAACACCGCUCAGAGCACUCCCGGUAGCUCACAGAACAUAAAUCAACUUCGCAAUAAGAAGCGCUUGCGUGACAUAGACGAAGACGAGAACGAAAAGACCCACCGAAAAACCAAGAAACACAAAUCGUCCCGAAAACAUAAGAAACACCGAACUUCCUCAGGUCGCAAAUCGUCCCGCAAAACUGUCAAGCCUAUCCCGGAGGAGAUACCAGAAACACCCCUUAAGCAGUCGCCAGUGCUUUCCGGGUUCACCCCGAUCAACAAGAGCCGAAAACAAAACCUUGUACCUCCACCAAUCCGGACUGAAACCCGGACUCCGCCAAAUACUAACCUAGCUCCAUCGGACACUGAAGGGAUCUUCCCGAGUAACUGGGGAGCAACCCUAACUGAUUCCGACUCCUUUCCCGACUUUAGUUCCGAACCCUCUGAACCAUACAUAAGUGACGAUCAAGACCCAGCAACAGGUCCAGCAACAGGCCCACUAGCAGCAGUCUCCACUGCUUCCUCAGCACGCAGCAGUGCUUCACCAGAGGCCCUUGUACGGACGACCGUACUUAGGGUUAGUGCUACCCCACCAGCACCCGCUAGUGCUCCACAAAAGAACGUUGCCCGGAAGACCAUAGUCCCAAGUCAAGUUCUCACUCGGUCCAAGUCUAGUGCAGUCCGCUCAACAGGCCCAGCAGCAACAGGCCCAGCAACAGGCCGCUCAACAGGCCCAGCAGGCUCUACUACUCCCUCACCAGCACCCGUCAGUGCUCCACCGAAGGUUCUUGCACCGGAGACCCCUACAUUCAAGCCCCGACGCCCCUCUCGGUUAUUUUCUAGUGCAAGCCCGUCCGAACUAAUAGACCACCCCUCACCAGUACGACAGAGACUAAUUAGACCCGAGCCAUCGCCGAUUGUCCAAGAGACAUCCCCGAGUGUUCAAGAGACAUCCCCGAGCUCGACCGCAUUCAAGAUGACUCAAGCAAGCAAAGCGAAGAUGACUUUAGGUCUACUCAACCUACCUAGAGUGUACACCAGCAUCCGCAACAGCCUAAAGGCGGAAAUGCAAAAUGUGGGUUGGGUCAAUAAAAGCACGUCCGGUAUGGCUGCGUUCAAUGCCCUAUGCCUUUACUUGAUGAACUUGCCCUCCCUCAACGAUGUUGGUAUGAAGGAUAGGUUAUCAAGGGGACAGGGAGACCGUCAGUUCAAAGAGGCUGCCGGUGAUAGUGAUGAUGAUGAUGACGGCGGUGGUCAGGCAGCCGGAAGACGCUCUCGCAAAGGGAAAGAGCGUGCAGUACCUCCGGAACUCGUGCGACCUUCCAUAAUGGUUACCGUGGUGGACCCCGAUGCUCUAGGGGCAUUCUUUAUGCUCGUCCCACCACCUACUUAUGACUGGAAUGAUCCCCUGAACGAACCUUCGUUUAUCGGAAUUUUGACCAAGAUAACUUUCCCCGAGCUAUGCAACUUGAUCCUGAAGCACACCGUACCCGGCAGAGCAGUCAGGACUAUCUGGGGGGCAAUUGAGAAUGUCCCCCCGGCAGCUGUUCCUCCCGUUCGGCCGGUGGAGGUACAAAUUACCGAUUCAGAGGAGCUCGAAGGUUGGUUGAAAAACAACAAUGCCAGGCCUCGGAGGAUAUUGGCGGUCCUCCACAGAGCAGGCGCGGGUGCUAACCUGGGUGGUGCGGAAUCCCCCCCGUUGAACUCGGCUUUCCCUCACGUUGAGGAAGAUGAUUAUAGCAUGAUCGAUAUUCCUGCAGAGGAUUCGGAUUACGAGGAGGGAAAGCACCAGAUAAAUGCCAAAGGACUGAGGGUAUAUAUGCCUAGAACUGAUGCCAGUAAUCAAAGGCUAAUUCAGACUCUUGUUAGGCGUCGCGAUAGACAGCAGGAUGCUAUCGACGAUUUAGACCCCAAAUACCUUAGGAAGUAUCCUUUGGGUGUCGGGGUUGCUGACCCAAACUUCUUACAGGGGACGAUCUGGACACCUGCCGGGAUAGCAGCCAAGAGAGCUGCUGACGCACUCGCGGCUGCUGGUGCUGGAGGUGGUGGUGGUGGUGGUGGUGGUGGUGGUGGUGGUGGUCUAGGACCUCCACCGCCUCCGGGCGGACCUCCUCCUCCUCCGGGCGGCGGUGGUGGUGGAGGACCAGCUGGAGGCGGUGGUGGUGGUGGUGGUGGGCCAGCUGGAGGCGGUGGUGAUGGUGGUGGUGGGCCAGCUGGAGGCGGUGGUGAUGGUGGUGGUGGUGAUGGUGGUGAUGGUGGUGGGCAUCAUUAG